GCUCUGGUUAGCAGAGAAAAACCCCAAACUGCUGCUUCCGCAUUGCUUCCUUGUUUAUUAGUUUUAGAGAAAACACGAAAACAGUGCUUUUAGAAGAGAAACGUUGUUUUUUUUUUGUCUCUGGCAUCGGCGAGUGCUCCUCUACAAGAUUUGCACAGACAUCUGACAACGUCUGAUGUCCAGGAGGAAAUUAGGAUUUGAGUUUCACCACAACAAAGUCUGAGUUCUGAAUGGCCACAGCUGCCGAAGAGCCUCCAGGGCUACAGGGCCCCUCCGGUAACCUGCAGAGUCAGUUCUGGAGGAGACUGUCGUCUCUCAGAGGUAAUGCACGAGAUUUGACUGGGGCUCGAAAAAAUGCUUCUCCCGAGAGUCCGACCACCAGCAUGUCUCCGGCCAUGAAAAAAACGAUUGGCCAUCGUGGAAUUGAUCCCACUGGGGAGACAACGUACAAGAAGACAACAUCAUCCGCCCUGCAAGGCGCUAUCCAGUUAGGCAUCACGCACACGGUGGGCAGCUUAAGCCAAAAGCCUGAGAGAGAUGUGCUGCUGCAGGACUUUGAAGUGGUUGAAAGCAUCUUCUUUCCCAGUGAGGGCAGUAACCUGACACCAGCUCACCACUAUGGAGACUUCAGGUUCAAGACAUACGCCCCCAUGGCCUUUCGCUACUUCAGGGAGAUGUUUGGCAUCCGGCCUGAUGACUACAUGUACUCUCUUUGUAAUGAGCCGCUGAUUGAGCUGUCAAACUCCGGGGCCAGUGGAUCUCUCUUCUACGUCUCCAGUGAUGAUGAAUACAUCAUUAAGACAGUGCAGCACAAAGAAGCUGAGUUUCUGCAGAAACUGCUUCCAGGAUACUUCAUGAACCUGAACCAGAACAAACGGACCUUAUUACCAAAGUUUUAUGGACUCUACUGUGUCCAGGCAGCGGGUAAGAACAUCCGUAUUGCAGUCAUGAACAAUCUACUUCCGAGCGCCGUAAAAAUGCACCUCAAGUAUGAUCUAAAGGGCUCCACCUACAAGCGAAGGGCUUCAGCUAAGGAGAGGGAAAAGGCUGUGCCUACAUACAAGGACCUGGAUUUCAUGCAGGACAUACAGGAGGGAUUGUUACUGGAAGGGGACAAGUACAGUGCUGUUUGCAAGACCAUCCAUAGAGACUGUCUGCUUUUGCAAAGUUUUAAGAUCAUGGAUUACAGCCUUCUGGUGGGAAUCCACAAUGUAAAUCAGGCGUGUCAAGAGCAGGCCAGCGAAGAGGCUGGGGCUGUGGACCAAAGGCGGCCACAAGGUCAAAAGUCCCUGUACAGCACUGCUAUAGAGGCCAUUCAGGCUGACGCAGGGAGCAUGGGAUCACUGGACACAGAGGACAAAACGGGAGGAAUCCCAGCGCGAAACUCAAAAGGCGAGCGGCUGCUGGUGUAUAUUGGUAUCAUAGACAUUCUGCAGUCCUAUAGAUUGGUUAAGAAGCUCGAACACUCGUGGAAAGCUCUGGUCCACGAUGGGGAUACCGUAUCGGUUCACAGACCGAGUUUCUAUGCAGAACGAUUUCAGAAGUUCAUGUGCAAUGUAGUGUUCAGGAAGAUCUCAUUAAAAACUUCGCCGUCUAAGAAGCACCGUUUAGUGGCACAUGUUCCUUUGAGAAAGACUGCUGGCUCAGGGCCUUCUCUGUCGACCCAAACCAGCAGCAACAGCCAACACCCUUUUCUUCAACAUCAAGUCAGCUCUGAGACCAAAGAAGACACUGAAGGAGACAAUGUCAUGCAGUCCGGUCGUCCUGACCUUCUCCCAAAGACCCUACUGCCCAGCGACGCUGUUGGCACCGCUACUGAAACAGCUGUCUCCUCCUUGGAAAACCCUGGAUUUGCUACCACAAGUCACCCUCUGGCUCACUCUCAGGAUGCCUACAAGUCAGUAGGAGUGGAUUUAAACCACACAUUGAGCAAAGACCAGGAGUACAGCACCACCAAGAGAGCUCAGUAUGAAGAACGUUCUGAGGAUGUGAUCUCACUCAGUGACAUUGUUCCUGACGCAAGCAAAUGCUCUGUGUAGAAAAAUGAACUCAAAUGAAUCAAGACAAACUUGGAGGAUGCAAUUAGCAUGGAUGAAAUGUUACAACCCUGCCUUGGUGUGAUUUAAGGUAAAGUUAUAGUGUUUCACCGAGACCAAGGGGGGUAUUAAAUGUUUUUUGUUAUUUGGUUUUUGCACUUUGAUUUCCAAAUCACAAGAUGGUAUGAGCAUGUAAGUGGGCGGUUGUGUUCUGACACUAGUAAUUGUUGGUACAUUAUUGCUGUGGUUAUUGAACAUUAAUAUUCAUCUCGUAGGAAUGUUUCUAUGCACAACCAAAGAUUGCUCUUGGCACUGAUGGCUCAACUCAGCCAGCUUUCAAUGUAGAGUGUAAAAUGAGGACUUUGCCUUGAGAAUGUCUUUAUUCAAGCUAUAUUUCAAAUUAUUAUUAUUAUUUUUUUUAAAUAAUUCCUCUUUUAUGUCUAGCAAAUUGUUGCAGCUCAUCCUUCUACAUUCUUGGCUCUGUAAGUGUCUGUCCCACCACCCGAAGGCCCGUGCCUACAGUACUGUUUCUGCUACAUGUUUGACUCAGAUGCUUUAAAACAAACCAUGUGAUUUGGGUUGGGAACACAGUUUUAAAUAAAAGGGUUUAUUUUUUAAAGAAAUUACUUUACUGGGUAAGCUGCUGUUUUUUUAAGCCUACUCUGAAUGCAUAUCAUGCUGGAACAAGAGGUGAUCCUCAGCUUGCAGUGUCUAUUUAACCAGCUAUUCUGAUAAUGGACUGUGAAUUCUAAAUGUCACCUCAUGUUCAAGUCAAAGAGUUAUAUUAAAAUCAUCUUUUUUAUACGUUUCUGUAUGAUCUGAUAUCAGUUUAAGGUUUAGUAUGUAGACUGGCCGAUGUCCUAAUGUGACCAAAUAACUGUUACUCAGAUGGCAUUGGACAAAGCACCACAACAAACAGUGUCCUGGGGCAUGUCACAUGAAGCAAGACUAGUGAGGUAGUCUGCUAAGUUUGGGGUGAACCCUGUCUUCUUUCAGUGUCACAGAGAGAGUGUGAGUUCCAACUGAGUUUUGUUAAUAUGGCAACUAAUGCACCAGACCAAAUCUGCAAGGAGCAGUUUGUGUUUUAAGGCUUUUGGAUAAUGUUAUACAAAAGAACCAUCUCCUCACCAAUCAAUUGUGAAAUGGGGAAAUGAAUGACAUUCUUACAGGAGCUCAAUGAACAAAAACACAUUAUUCACUUUAAAGUGUCAUGGACCAAAGAGCAUGACGUUAUUACCAACGUGGUACAAUCACUUGGUUUUUCAUUAUAAUUAAUCAUAUUAAAAACAGUAAUAUAAUAAAUGUUUGCAGUAUAAGCAGGUGGCCCACUGUGGCUAUAAAAUAGAACAGAAACUACUGUAGCUAACUCUUAGAUGUACCUAAAGUAAAUAAAAUGUACUGUUUCAUGGUAUUUCUAUUGAUUCAGUGCAGCUUGACAGUAUGCACAUAUUCUAACACUGCUGCCCUCGUGAAAAUAAGACAUCUUUGUAAGUAGUUACAUUUUAUAUAAUCAUAAAUUGCAUUGUUGGUGUCAUUUAUGCAAAGCACCUGAAACCAGCCAACACUAAUAUAAUCCAGUUGCUACAGCAAUGGCAGUUUCAGACUUGCAGGUCAUUCCAACCUGCAACAUCUAAAGACAUAUUAGCCCCACAAAAUGUUGUGAUUGAGUGGUAUUGUUCAUUCUCUGUCCUGAUUACUUUGGAGAAAGGAGAUUGUAUUUGUCCAAAGAAAGAAACCCAGAUCGGGAUGCAAAAGGUUGGGAUACAAUGCAAAAUUAGCAAUGUAGGUUGGUAGGAGUUUUGACUUUGCUGCUGAAUAUAUAAACAUGGGUGAUACUGCAUUGUCUUAAAGUAUUUCCAAUACACUUUUCCACUAUUUGCAGUUAGUUGCUGCUAAAAGUAAAAAACGAUGUAGGUCCCUUAAUUUAGUAAGGAUUACUUAAAUUUGAGUACUUCCGUUAACCACAUAUUAAAGCCUAUAUAUUUUCACACUGAUUCAUGAUGUAUUGCUUUUAUUCGUAAUUCACUUUUGUUGAUUUGUUGCAUGCCCCAACCAAGGCAUAGUUGUAAUUUUUCACUACCCUAAUGUUGAUGGCUGCCUGGUGUGUGAAAGUAAAAAAGACAAAACUGUUCCGUCUACUUUUUGUAAACUCAAACUAGUAGAUGUAUUGGUGCUUUGAUACAACUUAGCACUCAAAAUGGGUGUGCAAUGUUUUAAUAUUUAAAAUGUUUGAUGUGUUAAAAUGCAAAAAUGUAUUAGAAUUAACUUUUUGUCCAAAAGCAUAAAAUAAUUUGAAGAUGGUUCAACUAUGCAACAAUGUUUGUUUACAGCAUAUGCAUAUUUCUGAAUGAAAAGACGGUGCAAUACAUGUAAUGAAUUAUAAUUUUUCCAACUAAGAUAAGAUGAGUAAGCAUAAUUUGGGCAUUUUAAUUCAUCCUGUAAAUGGUAUGUUGAGAUUUUUUUUCAUAAUGCUGGCAAUUCUAUCAAACAAUGCUUUGUCCUUUUAAAGUGAAACUGUGUUUUUGUAAAAACGCAAACAUUUACACAUGCAGCCUAUGAACCAAACAUGUACAUAAUCAUAUGUAUUAUAGUAUUUAUAACUAUGUAUUGCUCUGGUGUCCAAAAUGUUCAUCAAUAUAGAUUGAAAAUGUGCCUUUCUGCACAACACGCCUGUAUCUAAGUCUGUUUUAAUGUUGCAGAGUAAAACUUUUGUUUUCUGUAAACUUUGUUGAUUGGUCUUCACUUGCCUUUUAAGUUAAAUGCAAUGAAUAGGUGCACAUCUGUAUGCAAGAAUCACAACAACGCCUUUUUCACACAAUGUAUUUAUAAAUCCUCUAUCUUGCUGUUUUGGGGAUGUCAUGUUUUUGUACACUUUUACCCGAUUAAACAAAAAAA
This is a messenger RNA of Etheostoma spectabile (orangethroat darter), 4931 nucleotides long. RefSeq names its product phosphatidylinositol 4-phosphate 5-kinase type-1 alpha. Gene Ontology annotation, biological process: phosphatidylinositol phosphate biosynthetic process. The coding region runs from base 231 to 2039 and encodes 602 amino acids. Lineage: Eukaryota; Metazoa; Chordata; Actinopteri; Perciformes; Percidae. The record is from RefSeq and is a predicted model, not a curated record. Gene Ontology annotation, cellular component: plasma membrane. The transcript is spliced from 17 exons. Gene Ontology annotation, molecular function: 1-phosphatidylinositol-4-phosphate 5-kinase activity.